UGGCGCCAAUGACUCUCCGCUUUAGUUCUCAUAAACACCGCAGCUGUUUUAACGUGAGGUGCAUCUCUCUCAAUUUACUGACUUCUUUUGAACGGAUAUUCACAAUUAUUAUCGCAAGCACACCAAUAAUGGCGACACGACGGGUGAAACGUGAAGCGGUUGUUGAGGAAAUGACUCCUGUGAAUCUGGAGGAAACAAGCCGACGGUCAUCUCGGACAGCUCUGGCACCUAAACGCCUCCAAUACUCUCCUGGAGACAGCACAGCUAAAACAGCCCAGAAGAAAAGGAAAACAAAAACCCUCGUCGAGGAAGUCGGUCAGAAUGAAAGACUAACUAAGGAUGAGGAGGAUGUUGAAAACAGUGAUGUGGACCUUGCAUCUGAUGGACAUGGAGGACUUUCUGCCUAUGAACUGGAGCGGCUGGAGAACAUCAGACAGAACCAAGCAUUUCUCUCCUCCAUCAACCUUUUUCAAGCAACUGAGGAGUUCAAGCAGCUGACAAAACCAAAGGCAUCACAGAGGGGUCUCAUGAGGUCACAAGCUGCUGUGAAACAAGUGCUGCCACCUCGCAAAUCUUUGCGUCUCCAAAAUAAAGAGGCAGAAGUCUUGACACUUCCUGCUGAACCCAGAGGAACACUUAUCUUUGAAGAGACUACUCGAAUCAAGAAGCCCCCAGGCCCUCUGUCCAUGGAACCAAUUAACAUGGAAGGAAACAAGCUGCCUUCACAACUUCUUAAGCUCUGCUCUGAGGACUCAACAGAAGACAGAAAAAACAAGCUUGAUCUCAAAGAGUACCGCUCUGCACUUAAGAAAAUGCAGAUAACGGAGGACAAAGUAGCCAAAGUGGUGAAGGAUCGCAUCUUCUCUGCAGCCUUCCACCCGUGCACCAGCAGCCUGUUGAUGGCCACAGGAGACAAGUGGGGGAAAGUGGGUCUCUGGAAGCUGGGCAGUGAUUGGGGUGAUGAUGGAGUGCUGCUCUUUGAGCCCCACACUCGUCCGGUAGGCUGCAUGGCGUUCUCCAGUGCUCAUCCCACCCAGCUGCUGAGCCUCAGCUAUGACGGAUCUCUGCGCUGCAUGGAUAUAGAGAGGGCUGUUUUUGACGAUGUGUAUGAUAUUGAAGAUGGCCUGAAAACCUUUGACUUCAUGUCACAUGACUGUUCGACACUAGUGGUUGGGAACUGGUAUGGAGAAGUUGCAAUCGUUGAUAGGCGCAGCCCAGGAAACUCCCAUGAGUCCCUCCAUACGGUGGACGCAAAGGCUGUGCGCUGUGUUAGUGUCCACCCUUUACAGAAGCAGUACUUUGCAGUGGCAGAAAGCAAGGUAGUGAGUAUUUAUGACAGCCGGUGCCUGAAGAAGACAAAAAGCCAGGCAGUCUCCCAGCUACUUGGCCACUCUUUAAGCAUAUCCAGCGCUUAUUUCUCCCCUUGUACCGGGAACAGAGUUCUCACCUCCUGUAUGGAUAACUACAUAAGGGUAUAUGACACAUCUGCAAUGACUACUAAAUCUCCCUUGCUGACACUCAUCAGACAUGACAUGCACACAGGCCGCUGGUUGACCAAACUCUCAGCAGUCUGGGACCCCAAACAGGAAGACUGCUUUGUGGUAGGGAGCAUGAUGAGGCCCCGGAGGGUUCAGGUGUUCCAUGAAAGCGGCCAACUUGAGCAUACCUUCAUGGACAACGAGAACCUUAGCACAGUGCUGUCCGUCACUGCUUUCCACCCCACAAGGAACGCCUUGCUGGGCGGCAAUGCAUCUGGACGCCUGCACGUCUUUUCCAGCUAAACUAGACCAAAGAACUACAGACUCUUCACAACCUGCUCAAACUCUUGGUACAGGACCUCACCACACGGGUCAAGAAGGUUUCUGUCUCAUUUCUACUCUGAAGCUCACCUUCUCCUGCUCAAACUACUGACAAAUGUUUCUGCUGCUCUAAAGUCUGGUCUCCAGAACUUCCUAAAAACUCUCAAAGUCUCUUCUGCUGCAGGUUGCUUUGUAGAACUGUUCCAGAAAACCUCACUAAACCACAUGGAGGGGCCUCAAGAUAGUCGUCCAAAUGAAACCGUACAAAAACCAAACUAGCACAACCCAAACACUAAAGUCUCCUGCAGCCUACCAGAGAACCUCUGAGAACAGAGAAUCAGGACAGGAACUCUUACCUUCUGGACAACCAACAUUGGUUCACAAACAAGAAUACAGAACGUGUCUGACCAAAAACCUCUGAAGACUCACUACAGCCAAGACAAAGACACAACUCAGCUGCACCAAAUCCACUAAUCACUGCACACAUUAGCACCAUGUGCUAACUGUGGCUAAAGAAUCACCUUUACCAAGACAACUAUCCAGUACAAAGCCCUAAAGCACACCAAGAAAUACAUUACAGACGAUUUUACUGCUGGAAGCUGCAAGCCAACACCUAAAGAACAAAUUAAAGCAACGGAACCAAACCCAGUUCAGGUGAAGAGAAACAGGGGAAAUGUUUGUCUGCAGCUAAAUAAAGCAGGAAGACACUGAGCUGCUCAGGUGUUCCUGAUAACACUGAGCUGCUCAGGUGUUCCUAAUAACACCAAGCAGCCACCUGGACAGCCAAUAGGAACACAGCUUACUGGAAGUCCAGAGGGCUGGCUUAGUGAAGGAAAUUUAGUUUAAAGUUGAGGCAGAAAGUUAACAAAGAAAGUUGAAAACCACCUUCUGAUAACUGAAAUCUCUGAGUUUUCACACAAAGAACACCUGAACAUGUCAAACUGGUUCCAUAGUAGAACCCUCAUUGUAAAGACAUCAUAGUAUGGUGUGUUGCUCAAAAAACAUUAGGACCCGGCUGUCAGGAGACCAACAUGUAAGAAACAUGAGAACAGAGAGAACCCAACCAGUAGAUCACAGUUUAUCAUCCCCCAGUCAUCUCCUGAAGUCCAUAUGGUGAGAGACAUCAGUAUCUGGUUGUUAAUUUACCAGAGGAUGCUUAUAAUCAUGCUGAUGUGGUCUGUACUCUACAGUAUUUUAGUGACUCAAUAAAUGCCUAAGUUGUUUUUUUUUAAAUGCUUUUUAGUUUUUAACAAACAUUUAAUAGCCUAUAUGUAAUCAAUAAAUGGCCUUUGCCUAUCUUAAGAAAAACUCACUCAGAUAUCACUCUGAUGUGUUAACAGUACUUAUCGUGAGGCGGCUGUGGCUCAGGUGGUAGAGCGGGUCGUCCAAUGAUCGAAGGAUCGGCGGAUCGAUUCCCGCUCUGUCCUAGUCACGUGCUGUUGUGUCCCUGGGCAAGACACUUUACCCACCGUGCCUCCAGUGCUGCUACUCACACUGGAGUAUGAAUGUGGGUGGUGGGCGGAGGGGCCAUAGGCGUUGAUUGGCAGCCACGCUUCCGUCAGUCUUCCCCAGGGCAGCUGUGGCUACAAAUGUAGUUUACCACCACUGUGUGAGUGUGAAGCGCUUUGAGUGCCUUGAGAAGUGCUAUAUAAAUCUAAUCCAUUAUUAUUAUUAUUAUUAUUAUUACUAAAUAAAUCAAUAAAUACAUGCAUACACACAAAAAUUAACUGUGUUAAGAUAAGAUUUAGAUUAAAAAAAAAAAAGUUGUUUAUGUUUUUGCAGAAUCCAGUAUUGCUCACUGGUUGGUCAUUACAUUUUGUUAGUUUGAUUUCACUGUUUAAAAUGAUGCCACCUCUUUUCAGACAGAACCUGUGAUAAUAAAACAACACAAAAUUUUUAGUUCCGUGUUAAUAAAGCACUUAAAGCUGUAAGUAUGGCUAAAUGCUUUUUUCAGAAUUAAAUAUAUCACUCCUUAGGUGGUAGUGGCCCCAAAUUCAGUAAUGUUGGAAAGAUAUCCACAGAUUCGGGCUUCCAGCAUCAAUAACUCAUUAGAUAUAGGUUGUCAAAACAUAAACGGUGCCUCUUUCCCAUUGUUGCAAGGCAGACAAUGUGCUACAAGCCCAGUUUUAUCAAAAGUAGCUGUCUUUCAAGCUACAGGAAUAACAUUGGUGUCUAUGGAGUGAACAGGGUCCGUCUGCAAUUUGCAAAACCACUGCAACAGUAAAGAGAGACAAAUAUUCAAUAACUUCACUCUUAUACAUUGUAGUGUCACUAAAAUCACUGCAGCCUUCAACUGGCUCCUGUUGACAAAGUGUUUUAACAGAAAUGUAAAUGCUGUAAUUUGAUUCUUUUAAUGAACCAUGUAACUUGAAUGGAUGUGAUGCUGGUGUGACCACAGUGCACACGUCUGAUGUUGCUCACAGUGGUCCAAGGGACGCUCAGGGAGUUUGUGUGUUUGCUCAGACUCAGGAAAAAUUACAGGGAACAUUGCUCAUGAGACACGAAAAAUGGCAUUAUUAAAGCCAACCUCAGGAGGGACCUAUGGGCUACCACUCAAGUUGCUUGCCGACGCCGAUGUAAUGAUGGAAAAAACAGCUGUAUCGUUUUGCAAUGAUAAGUUGACAAAUGUGGUUGGCACAGUGUUGCAUUACCAAUACUUCUAUGUAUGAACAGUUUGUGAUACUUGACUGCUUGCGAUCAGCCUCGUAGUGAAUUACACUAUACUUCAGAGAGAGGAAAUAAGAUGCCAGAAAAUUCAGGACAUUCUUAUUAGGUCCACUAGUCACUGAUGUAAAUCGGAGUAUAUAAAACAUGUCCCUUAAAGCCCUUAAUAGAGGAGGUCUGAGAGAAAUUAUGUUCAUCAGUUCAUCAUUAAUUAGUUCUGAAGCUAAAAUUCCCUCAGUCUCUUUCAAGCCUUGCAUGGAUUGCUGCCAGAAUAUUCAGGUUUUCACUGCUCUGUUGAACUGUGAUGACAUUUCUGAGUGUAAUACAAACAAAAGGGAAGUCUGAUCUGUUUUUGAUGAUGAGCUUUCCUCAAACUGUGCUAACUGAGCCCUUCCUCCCAUCAUGCAGUCAUGUCUGAAUGAAAUACUUAGAAGUGGCAAAUGCAACUCUAAAUAAACAUGAAACAAAAACACA
This is a messenger RNA of Amphiprion ocellaris (clown anemonefish), 4937 nucleotides long. It is a transcript of the gene wdr76, whose product is annotated as WD repeat domain 76. Gene Ontology annotation, cellular component: nucleus. Gene Ontology annotation, molecular function: DNA binding; protein binding. The record is from RefSeq and is a predicted model, not a curated record. The coding region runs from base 9 to 1781 and encodes 590 amino acids. NCBI's taxonomy places the organism in Eukaryota, Metazoa, Chordata, Actinopteri, Pomacentridae. The transcript is spliced from 16 exons. Gene Ontology annotation, biological process: regulation of DNA damage checkpoint.